AUGUCAACAAAGGCCAGCGAAGAGGAAACUUCCUCCCAUCUGGACGAGAGCGAUAUCGGGGAUGAGUUUAACGAUGAUGAUGUCGAGAAACUGGGAUAUUUCCCCGGAAAAACCGUAACGCUGCAGAUGCUGCUCGGAGCGCACGUCCUCCAGCCGGGCAAGGGAGCGAUGACGAUCGAGUAUCUGGGUCAAAAGUUCGUCGGUGAUCUGCUGGCGGACGGGAAGAUCAAAUCGCAGGAAACGGAAACCAUUUUCUGUUCGCCGAGUGCCUGGGCCAUCUACUGUAAGCGAAUCAUCAACCCGGACAAAAAGUCCGGCUGCGGUUGGGCGUCGGUGAAGUACAAGGGCCGCAAGCUGGACGCCUACAAGGCGGCCUACUAUCGCAAGCAGCAGAAGGAGCGCGAUCAGCAUCAGAAGGAUGACCUGCCACCGGGUGAAGAACUGGCCGAGGAGACGGAAGAGGAUAAGACGGCGAUGGAACCACCGCCGGUUCGGCGGAACAUUGUCGCUCACAACACGAUCAGCAAUCGCAACGUGAUGCACGACUCAAACACGUUGAUCGAGGCUGUGCCGUUCACGUCGCUUGGGAAGAUGCAACCGUUCCUGGUGACGGUCAGCACGUCCACGCUGCUCGUGAUGGACUUCCACUGCCAUCUGACCAACCACGAGGUGUGCGGAUACCUGGGCGGCACCUGGGACAUUAAUGCGCACAAUCUGUCGAUCACGCACGCGUUUCCGUGCCGCAACACGCGGCACGAUCGCGAUAAGGCGGCCCUCUGCGAGCUGCAGAUCCAGAAGCUGAUGAUCAAGAAGAACAUCAAUCUGGUCGGUUGGUACCAUUCGCAUCCCCGGUUUCCGGUGCAGCCGACCCUGCGCGAUUGCGACGCCCAGCUCGACUACCAGAUCCGGAUGCGUGGCCCAACCGAAGCUUCGUACAUUCCCUGCAUCGGCUUCAUCUGCUCACCUUACGAUGAGCAGAACACGGCGCUGGAGUCGAACGUAAUGUCGUUCUGGGUGACGCCACCGCCGGAAAACCGUCCGUCCGAGUACGGCCGGCCCAUGCUGAUGACGUACACGCUCGUGCAAGACGAAACCCUUUCCGAGGACGUGAAGGAAGAGAUGAUGCUGACCGUCGACUACUACAAGCAGUUCAAGCGGGAACUCAUCAACUUCCAAUCGAUUUACGGGGCCCGCGACGUUCCGUACAUUGAGAAGCUGCGCCGCUCGCUGUCGCCACGCUUUCCGCGCGAUUCCACCUCGGGCCACUUUUGGAACUGGGUUCGCGAACUGCUGGGACUCGAUCCGGAGGAGAUCCCGGAGGUGGCCGUCGUGGUGACCAGCGCUCCGGAACCACCGAUUGCACCGCCUCCCACGGCACCGGCAAAGUUGGGAGAAGAGCCUAGCUCGGGGCCACCGAUUGUCAAUUUGGUAAACAGCGCCGAGGAGAUGGAGACGAAGAACGAGGACGAUUUCGAUUCCGAGAUGGGCGAUUCGGAUGUCAUUUCGCUGAAGGAUGAAGACGGCAAGGGACCGGCGGCGGUCGGUGGGCCGGCCAUAGCAGUCCCCAGCCUUCAGGCCCAGCUGAAGCGUCCGUCCGGCUUGAACAUGACACCAUCGCCCCUGUCCAGCGCGCUCGUUGUGCUUCCAACAAACCUCAGUCAAACGGCGCCACCCGGCCAACCGCAGGGAGCCCCCGGGGGUGCCAGUGCCACGGCCCCUUCUGCCGCCACUAACCUCAGUAUGAACAACAACCAGGCACCCAGCUCUGUACCACCACCGCCCAGUUCUGUGGCCAGUAACAAUCAUCAGACUCCGGCGGGUCACCACGGAACGCACGGUACCAUCACGGUGGCCGGAAGCUCCCUGAUGAACGCCACAAACACAUCGUCACCGCGUGACAGCCCCAUCACGAUCCCUUCGAACUCGGCCAGUCCCGCGAAGUUUGAGGUACCGGUCCGGGCGAGCCCGUCCCCUGCCAAGUCGGACACUUCGUCGUGCCGCAGUCGCACACGGAACUCGCCCGCCCCAAGCCCGGGCAAGCUAUCGAUCGGCGACAUUCUCGGCUCCAGUAGCUCCGUCGGCGGUGGUGCCGGUAAUCGGAAUAGCCCCACACUCAGCUCACUGAUUGGAGGCUCUGGCGGUGGUGGUGGUGGUGCUGGUGCCAGCUCCUCGAAUAUCCACGACCUGUACGCGGCCACCUUUGCGUCACUGGGCACGGCGCUACCGGCGAACUUACUGUCGCAAGAGUACGCCGCUCUGUUCGGUCAGGGACAGGGCGGUGGUUCGGGUUCGGGUGGUGGCAACAGUAAGCAGCGCGAUGAGUACGGCCUGUCGGCACUGACCGCACUGGCACAGGUGGCGGCCGCUUCCGGUCUGUCCAACUCGCAGAUCAACGAAACGCUUCUUCACAGUCUCAAUCGCAGCAUGUCCUCGAAAGCGUCGUCCGGUGGUGGCCAGGGUGGCUCCUCUUCCUCGCCCUCGACCAUUACGUCGAACAGCGGAGCGGGUUCCGGUGGCGCCGGCGGUUUGCCGGCGAUUCCGAACAUGAAAGAGUUCAUGCAGCAGCUGGAAAAGGGCAAUCUCAGUCUGUUGAUGCAAUCGCAGUACGGCGCUAAUCCCCUGCUGGGAAUGGGUUCCGGUCCCGGAAUGGGUGGUGUUGGGGGCGGUGGAACACCACCACCCCCCACCGGUGGAGGAAAAUCCGGCUCGGGCCGGUCGAGUAAAUCGCGCUCGAAAGCAAACCAAGCGGCAGCGGCCGCCGCAGCCGCCGUGGCGGCCCAGCAGCAACUGCACCAAGCGCAGCAGGCGCUGCUUCAGCACCAGUCAAUGAUGGACUACGCGGAUUUUACCAGCAAAUUCGAUCAAAGCAAACUGGUCGACCUGAUGAAGACGCCCGAAUACUCGCAGAUGUUGCUCCAGCAGGCCCAGGCCCUCGGCAGUUUGGGUAGCGAAAUUUCCAUCGUUAAGAAACCGUCCGGCAAGGGUGCGGGAUCCGGGGGGAGUGCGUCCGGCGGUGCCAACAACAAUCGUGACUCGACGGGGCACGGACCGAUCGGAACUCAGGGGAACAACUCAACUUCGAGCUCGAGUUACGGCGGCGGACAGCACUCGUCGUCCGCCAUCGGUACACCGUCGUCGAUCGGUGGGGGCUCGAAGAAGGAAUCGGCCCAAGAUUUGAUCACCAAACUGCGGACCAUGUUUUCGACCGACUCCUACCUACCGCCGGUGCCGACGGCGGCCGACAUCAAUCUGCUGGUGGAGCAGUCGCAAAAGUAUCCCGUCAUCCAGCAGAUCCUCAACUCGGGCAAUCUGGACGACAUUCAGGUGCUGCUGAAGGCACAGUCCCUGUCGAACAAUGCUCUCGAUUUUGCCUCCUUUCUCGGUGGUGGCCCCGGCGGCACGAACGGGAACUCGAUGGCGGCGGGUCACGGUGACGGAGGGUCCGGCAAGGGCGGCAAGGGAAGUGCCCUGAAGGAUGAUGCCAGCAGCAACAAUAUGACGACCGCUGCGGCGGCUGCAGCUGCCAUGAACCCUUACUUGGGCGUCACGAACCUUUCGGCACUGUUCGAACCGAUCCAGCGUAUGGGUGGUUCCCCGAGUGGUGGCGGUGGUGGUGGCAAGGGCAGCAAAGCGGACAAAGCAUCGAUAGCGGCGGCAGCGGCGGCCGCCGCGGCAGUCAGCAGUGCGUCCAUCACGAAUCCCACCGAUAUGCUGAACAGUUUGUUCACGUCGGCCGCCCACGGUGGUGCCGGAGGUUCGGCCGACAUGAACGCUCUGCUGUACAGCCAGGCGGCCGCAGCAGCCGCGGCCGCCGGAGGAAAGGGUACGGCCGCGGAUUUGAAUCUUCUGUUCGGUGGCGGCUCACUCACGUCCAAUUCCGGAUCGUCCGGUGCGUCGUCUGGUGGUGGUGGUCCGGGUAUGAGCGCUGGUACCGGUUCCGGUGGAAAUGCCGGUGGAAAGGCGGCCGCUGCCGCCGCCGCUCAGGCCAGUCUCGAUUACCUGUCGAUGUUCCCGAACUUUUCGGCCGCGGCAGCCGCGGCCAAGUUGCCCGACAUGUCGUCACUGUUCAGCCAGGAGAAGUACGAAAUUCCGGACCCCCUGUCGAAGGCGACGCUCGAGGCGAACAAUAUGUAUCUGGCCCCGUCGGCCUCGCUGCUCAAGCUGCACCAGGAAGCGUUCAACUCGAUGCUGAUGAAACCACCGAAGUCGUCCUCCAGCUCGACGUCGUCGUCGGGGAAAAUCGAUACGCCGCCACCGAGCGCCUCGAUCAUCCCGUCGCCCGGGUCCCGCUCGACGCCCACCAAAUCGGCCAAUCGCGAAAGCCCUUCCCUUGGUUCGGCAGGCGGUGGUGGUGGUGGUGGCGGUAGCGGCAACUCCAAGUACAACUUUUCGGCCGUCGAUUUGGCCGUCUCGAGCGUGGUGCCAUUGGCCGCCAGUUCCCCGCUCGGGGGAGCCAGUGGCGCGGCGGAUCUGUCGCGGAAAGCCCCUCAGACGCCACCCGUCGACAUGUCGCGCUCGUCACCGGCCAUCCCCGCCACUGCCACCUCGCCCGGUGCCGGGUCGUCGUCCUCGUCGUCCGGCAUACUGCCGCCGUACAAGAAGCGCAUGGAGUUUGCAUCGAUCGCCGACCUGGUGGCCGCUCCACCGGCGAAGAUACCGAAAAUGUCGACGGAAAAUCUUGACCCCUGA
Messenger RNA from Anopheles cruzii, 4689 nucleotides. Its product is annotated as MPN domain-containing protein CG4751. NCBI's taxonomy places the organism in Eukaryota, Metazoa, Arthropoda, Insecta, Diptera, Culicidae. Bases 1 to 4689 code for a protein of 1562 amino acids. Gene Ontology annotation, cellular component: BRCA1-A complex; BRISC complex. Gene Ontology annotation, molecular function: polyubiquitin modification-dependent protein binding; metallopeptidase activity. The transcript is spliced from 6 exons. Gene Ontology annotation, biological process: double-strand break repair. The record is from RefSeq and is a predicted model, not a curated record.